CAGAAAAUGUAUUCCUUUUUUCCUGAUUUGUUGUUUGGCAAGUGAACAUAAUAUUACGUGGAUGCCGUCUCCGGUUCGAUAAAUUGAUUUAAUUCAGUUGCCAAAUAAAAUUUGUCUGUGAUAUAUUAAAAAAAAACAUAAAGCAAUGGAAUUUCCCUUGCAGUCCAUUAUUGCAAUAAUUCUUAUAGCAACUUUAUUUGUAGACCAUUCAAUUGCAACCAUAUCCCCAGGUGGUGGUAGAUCAAAAGCAAAUAAACAAUUCAAAGUCAAGCAAGGACCCCAAGAGGAUAAUGUCUUCGAUCGAAAUCUGGUAGAUGAAGAACCCGCAGCAAGGGAUAUAAUCAUCGAAAAUGCAGGCUAUCACAAAGAAACCUCGAUACGAAGGUUUAAUGGAACUGUUCUUGGUUAUGUUACAGCGUGGAACUCACAUGGCUAUGAUGUGGCAAAGAUUUUUGCCAAGAAGUUCGACAUAAUAUCACCAGUUUGGUUCCAAAUUGUAAAAACUAGUAAUGGAUAUGAAUUGGCGGGCAAACAUGACAUCGAUGCGGGUUGGAUAAAAGAUGUUCGAAAAGCUGGACGUUCUGGAAAGAAAAACUUGAAAUUUUAUCCUCGAGUUAUCUUUGAUAAAUUUACCGAGAAAGAUUACUCCAAAUUGUUGUCCAGUGCAAUCGAGAGACGUUUGGUCAAUGAGGUAAUUGUGAACACUUGUAUAGUCCACCAGUUCGAUGGGAUUGUCCUUGAAAUAUGGUCCCAGCUAGCUGCUCGUGUAGAUGACCAAUAUUUGUAUAAUCUUGUCAUUGAAUUAUCUAAAGAAUUCCAACAAGCUGGCUUAAAGCUCAUUUUGGUCAUUCCACCAAUGCGUGAAGAAAUGCACAAUCUAUUCGGUGAACGACACUUUGAACGCCUUUAUCCACAUGUGACUGCCUUUUCAUUGAUGACCUAUGACUUCUCCAAUGUUCAGCGACCAGGUGCCAAUGCUCCACUUCAUUGGAUAAAGACUUCGAUAGAAAAUAUUGUUCCCUCCACGGCUGAACACUUUCAAAUCAAACGAAAAAAGAUACUUAUGGGAUUGAAUAUGUAUGGAAAUGAUUAUACUCCCGAUGGUGGUGGUCCCAUUGUCGCCGGGCAAUUCCUUGACUUGGUGAAAAAUGUAAAAAAGCGGCUCACCUACGACGAACAUGAUGUUGAGAAUUUCUUUGAAAUUAAAAUUACUGAUGGCCGCCAUAUUGUGUUCUAUCCAACAUUGUUUUCAAUUAAUGAACGCAUAAAACUUGCACAAGAAAUGGGUGUUGGUAUAUCAAUUUGGGAACUUGGACAAGGAUUAGAUUAUUUCUACGAUUUAUUUUAAAUUAUUUUUCUUGAACAAAAAUACUUAAAGCUUUAUUUUUAACUUAGACAACAAACAAAAAAUGUUCAAAAGCAAUACAAAG
Eupeodes corollae is the source of this 1430-nucleotide messenger RNA. RefSeq names its product chitinase domain-containing protein 1. NCBI's taxonomy places the organism in Eukaryota, Metazoa, Arthropoda, Insecta, Diptera, Syrphidae. Gene Ontology annotation, cellular component: extracellular region. Gene Ontology annotation, biological process: carbohydrate metabolic process. Gene Ontology annotation, molecular function: oligosaccharide binding; chitin binding. The record is from RefSeq and is a predicted model, not a curated record. The coding region runs from base 146 to 1348 and encodes 400 amino acids. The transcript is spliced from 6 exons.